ACUCUUGUAGAUGCGUCAAGACAAAUUGGCGUUGAAAUCGUGUGGACAAAUUCGUUGAUAGGUGUCUCUCUUGUUUUUCAAGCUUUUCAUCAUCAGCGUUUCUUUCAUUUCAUUUCAUUUCAUUUAUUUAUACAGAAACUUCACACCCCAAACGUGGGAACCAUUAUCCCUCCUUCUAGCUACGAUCUUUCUUUCUAUUCCUAAAAAACUCUCAAAUCAUAUACAUUUUCUCUCUCUAAAUGUUUUUUUAGAGAGAGAAAUUAGUUAACCUUAUUAAGUUUCUUGAAUUUUCCAUGAGAACUUCAUCUAUUGAGAGAUGCACCACCAGCAAAAAUGAAUUAGGUGACUUGCCGGAAUCGGAAAAACAUGUUUACGGUGCAAUGUUGCCGGUUUUUCUUAACGACCUCCGUAGUAAUCAUCACAAGGAGCUCGUUGAGAUAACGUUAGAGCUCGAAGAUAACGCGGUUGUGCUACGUAAUAUUGCUUCCGCUCCAAAUGCGUCUCCGUCUUCGAGUCAUGCCACCGGAGAUGAAGCUACGGGAGGCUUCUCGAGGAGUCUCUCAAUUGCGUCGAGGAUAAGGAAGAAGUUUCCGUGGCUGAGGUCGUUGUCUAUGCAGACAUCGACCUCGUCUUCGGAGAGUGUUACUACCGCUGUGGAGGAUCCGAUGAUGGCGAGAAAUGCAAGGAGAAUGCGUGCGGAACUUGAACGGACGAGAUCGAGUGCUCAGAGAGGUUUGAAAGGUUUGAGAUUUAUUAGUAAGUCUGGUGAAGCAUGUGAGGAGUUAUGGAGAAAAGUUGAAAAGAGGUUUGGAUUUCUUGCUAAAGAUGGUUUGCUAGAUAGAGAAGAAUUUGGUGAAUGCAUUGGGAUGGAAGAUUCAAAGGAAUUUGCGGUUGGUAUAUUUGAUGCAUUAGCUAGAAAGAAUGAAAGAAAAGAAGUUAGCAAGAUAACGAAAGAAGAACUGCGUGAGUUCUGGUUGCAAAUUUCAAACCAGAGUUUUGAUGCACGUCUUCAAAUUUUCUUUGACAUGGCAGACAGUAAUGAAGAUGGAAGGAUUACUAGGGAAGAAGUACAAGAGCUUAUAAUGUUAAGUGCUUCUGCAAACAACCUAUCGAAGCUAAAAGAGCAAGCUGAAGGGUACGCUGCAUUAAUAAUGGAAGAAUUGGAUCCUGAAAAUCUUGGUUAUAUCGAGUUGUGGCAGCUAGAAAUGUUACUACUAGAAAAAGACAGAUACAUGACUUACAGUAGACAACACAGCAGUGCAAGUGUAAACUGGAGUCAAAAUAUGACAACUUUGAGACCCAAAAAUAAAAUCCAAAAAAUCCUCAAAACACUUCAAUGUCUAGCAUUAGAAUAUUGGAGAAGGGGUUGGAUUUUGUUACUGUGGUUUUUUACCAUUGCUUGUCUUUUUGUCUGGAAAUUUUACCAAUACAAAAACAGAACAAGUUUUGAAGUCAUGAGUUAUUGUUUACCAGUAGCUAAAGGUGCUGCAGAGACACUUAAGUUCAACAUGGCUCUUAUUCUUUUGCCGGUUUGUCGAAAUACUUUGACUUGGCUUCGUUCGACAAAAGUUAGGAAAAUUGUUCCCUUUGAUGACAAUAUUAAUUUCCAUAAGAUGAUUGCAUUUGGCAUAGUAGUGGGAAUAGUUAUUCAUGCAGGAAAUCAUCUCGCAUGCGAUUUCCCUCUUCUCGUAAACACAUCACCCGAAAAGUUCUCACUGAUAGCUUCGGAUUUCAACAACAAAAAACCCACGUACAAAUCACUUUUGGUUAGCAUUGAAGGCAUAACAGGAAUCACAAUGGUUACUUUAAUGAUAAUAUCAUUUACUCUAGCAACUAGCCAGUUCCGAAGAAAUGCAGUAAAUCUUCCUUCACCUCUCAACAGAUUGACAGGCUUUAAUGCUUUUUGGUACUCACACCAUCUUCUUGGUAUUGUCUAUGUUCUUCUGUUCAUCCACGGUUCGUUCCUCAAUUUGACACAUAAGUGGUACCAAAAAACGACAUGGAUGUAUAUUUCUGUUCCGUUGUUGCUGUACAUCGCUGAGCGUACUCUACGAACUCGAAGAUCGCAACAUUAUGCAGUAAAAGUUCUGAAGGUUUCAGUGCUACCAGGAAAUGUAUUUAGCUUAAUCAUGUCAAAACCUAAUGGAUUCAAGUACAAAAGCGGCCAAUACAUAUUUUUACAAUGCCCCAAAAUCUCUCCCUUUGAGUGGCAUCCAUUCUCCAUUACAUCAGCACCAGGAGAUGAGUACCUAAGUGUUCACAUUCGUACGGUAGGUGACUGGACGCAAGAGUUUAAGCAUCUUUUCACCGAAGAUGACCAACUGCCUCCUGUUACUGGUCAAGCAACAUUCCGCGAACUAAUUCAAAUGGAUCAAAGAGGACAACCGAAGCUGUUUGUAGAUGGACCAUACGGAGCUCCAGCACAAGAUUACCAAAAUUUCGAUGUAUUGCUGCUCAUAGGAUUAGGAAUCGGAGCAACUCCCUUCAUUAGUAUUCUCCGAGAUAUUUUGAGUGACACAAGAACAAUUGACGAACAAACGGACUCAAACACAGAAACAACAAAAUCAGAUGAGAGCUUCAACAGUUUCACAUCUUCGAAUGUGACGCCGGGAAGAAAUAAGAGAUCACAAAGGAUUACAAAUGCUUACUUCUAUUGGGUUACUAGAGAACCUGGCUCUUUUGAAUGGUUUAAAGGAGUAAUGGAUGAAGUUGCAGAAAUGGACCACAAAGGUCUAAUUGAACUACACAACUAUCUUACAAGUGUGUAUGAAGAAGGUGAUGCAAGAUCAACCUUGAUCACAAUGAUUCAAGCAUUAAACCAUGCCAAACAUGGUGUUGACAUUCUAUCAGGCACUAGAGUGAGGACACACUUUGCUAGGCCUGAUUGGAAAGAAGUUUUCACAAAGAUAGCUUCAAAACACCCGAAUUCGACAGUAGGUGUGUUCUAUUGUGGGAUGCCAAUGCUAGCAAAGGAGCUAAAGAAGCUAUCACUUGAACUCAGCCAUAAGACAACCACACGAUUCGAAUUUCAUAAGGAGUACUUCUGAAAAUUAAAAUGCUUGUGUUUAUUCUUUUGUAACUACCAAUUAAAUAAUUCAAAAGGGAAUUGUGAAA
Molecule: messenger RNA, 3114 nt
Organism: Trifolium pratense (red clover)
Lineage: Eukaryota; Viridiplantae; Streptophyta; Magnoliopsida; Fabales; Fabaceae
Product: respiratory burst oxidase homolog protein E
Exons: 14
Coding region: 294-3047 (917 amino acids)
Cellular component (GO): plasma membrane
Molecular function (GO): calcium ion binding; peroxidase activity; NAD(P)H oxidase H2O2-forming activity
Source: RefSeq, a predicted model, not a curated record